AGCGAGUAGGCUUAGCAAAUCGAAUGAAACCACUUAAAAGCGACGACAUAUUUUCCAAGACCAUGUAUCCAAUCGCUACGUAUAGAGACGGUGAAACGAAAAAUAUUAUUUGCAGGAUUAUUGGAAUCUCGGAUAUUUCUGAUAUAGAAACUGUGACUAUUUGGGUAACGACUUUUUCAAACAAACCUCCAAAAAUGCCCGGCAGUAUCGAUGCGGUUGAAGAUAAGGACGCAGACAAAAACAAGGAAAAUUUGUCUGAGCAAAAUUUAAGGCAUACUGAUUUAAAAUUUGGACAUUUGCAAAACAAACCAGCAUCAGAAGCGAAUCCAGAUCUUAAGCUACGAUUUAAUGAUUAUGAUAAUGCAAACGAUGACGAUGAAUUUUUGACUCCCAAAAAAAGUAACGCCAAAGAAGAAAUACCUGCUAAAGAUAAUCCAACUCUUAUUGAAGGUACUUUACCUUUCCUUAGAAGCAGCGCUAAUACCGAUAAAACUGUAUCCAAUAGUCCGUUUUUGAGUGAAUCUGGUGACGCAAAGGACCCUUUAAUUGGAUCGCCCAAAGAGAUAAUUGUUCAACCCAAAGAAUUUAUGUCCGAUGAAUCCGAUGAAGAUACCCCAAUUACUGCAAAGCCAUCAUUGUUGGAGAGAUUGAAAAAAUUAAGAAAUAAAGAUGUUCCUACUUUAAUAAAAAGUCCUGAAACUAAAUCGACCAGUCCAUCCAAAGGAGGAUUCUUCCAAAAUCUAAUUAAACCUAAUUCUGGAAAUACUGAAAAUAAAGCUGCUACGCCAGUUGAAUUAAGCUCUGUUGCAGAAGAUAUGGAUUCUAUAACAAAUGCUGUUCCAAGUAAUCCUGAUACUGAUUUAAACAAGAAAACGUCUGAACUGACGCAAGCUUUGCAAGAAGUUAAAGUAAUGGUAGAGAAUAUGAAAAAAGACGCACAAAAAGAUUCAGAAAGUAGACUUUUGGGGUCUCCCCAAACAGAAGGUUCCGAGAAAAAUCCUCUAGAAUCUUUAAUGCCUCAAAAUUUUGUAGAAAAUGCGAAAAAAGUAAAUGAAUAUUUUAUUGACAGAGCGCAAGACGCUUUGGACACGAUAAACCCAAAAACUAUAGACAAAGAAAACAACUUAAAUGAUAUAAGCCAUUCGGGAAUAAUUCCAAACGGAAUUACAGGCAUCAAGAAAAUGUCACAACAUUUAUUAGAUAAUUUAAAAAAUAAUCAACUAGUGGGUGCGAAUAAACCAAUACAAAUGGAAGAAAGAUUUGGAGAAACGACCGAAGAAAUUCCUAUAGUAACAACCUAUAAAAAUAAAUUAGAUCAAUAUUUGCAAGAAAGAAAAAAGCAAGUACAGAAAAAGUAUUCUCCUGAAACAAAAUUGAGAGCUGCAGAGGAUUUGAAGGGAAAAUUAAAAAUUCCAUCAGUUGAUUUGAAAAAACCACUGAAAAAUGCAGGAAUAAUGAUGACAAGAAUGGCAGAAAAAGCCAAUAAUUUAAAAACAAAGCCUCUUUCAUGGCUCAAUGAUAACAAAAAUUAUCCCGAACAAUUACUUGGCAAUACCGAAGAUAAUAGCUUAGAAUCAAAUGAUAUCAAUGGUAAUUAUUUUUUACCUACUCCUACACCCAGUGACCAACAAAAUACAGAAACGCAAAAUAAAUUUAUGAAAUAUUUGGAAAAUUUAAGAUCAAAAACAACAGAAAAACCAGUAGAUACCAAAAAGGAUUUACUUAAAGAUAAAUUAAAGGACUACGUGAGCUCUUUAAGAAAUCAGAAUAAAGAAAAGCCACAGUUGGACACUAAAAAAAUUAGUGAAUUGAUGAGAAAAGCUUCAGAAAAUCAAAAAGAAAGUGUUAAUGGGCUUAAGAAGAAAUUAGAAAAAAUUUUAGCAGAAAAUAAAGUCGCAAGAUCUCCUUCUGUAGGAAUUUUUUUGGAAGAACCUGUCAUUGGAAAAAAAUUACCAGCUGAUGCAACAAAUUUCCAAGAACCAUCCACUGUGAGUGCAAUAAAUCCCAAUAUGGAAAACCGAGAUAGUUUAAAGAUUAAUACUGAUUGGUCCAAUCAACUAGGAAAAAUUGUCCAAUCCUCCUCAAAGCCUCAAGACAUAUUUUUUAUGGGCAGCGGUGUUAAACUUCCCCUAAAAGUUAAACAAAGUAAUGAUGGUUCGAUGGAUCUUUCAGUGGACCUAGAAAAACUUUGCUCUUGCUACAAUGCCACUUGUACAGAUAAAAAUCAAACUGCAUUAGAUGAAACUGUUGGAGCUAUUUUGGAACAAGAGGCCGUCUUAGAAAACCAAUUGAAGAAUUCUCAUGAAGAGGUACAAUUGAAGAGGCAGAAGCGAAUGUACGAUUCACCUAAUUUGCUUGAAAACGAUUCACCUAAUUUGCUUGAAAAUCAUGUGCAAAAGCAACUGGAGAAAUCUUUUAAAAAAUCUGUAAAUCAAUUGCAGAAUGACGUUAAGAAAUUAAACAAAAAACUUGUGGAUUCUUUAAAUGUGGCUUUACCAACCGGAGAAUUUGGUGGAAUUAGAAAUCCAACACAAGAUCCCUCAAAAGCAGUCAAUCAACUUAAAGAAAAUUUCAGAAACAUCUUUCCGGAAGUGACAAAAAUUCAAAAACAAGUAGCCGAAGCUGCUGGUGACGUCACAAAAAUAUCAGAGGCUUACGAAAAAGUCAAAAUUAGCAAUUUGGAGAAUCGAUUGAAGAAAUUAGAUAAUGAAAUUGAGAAAUUGCAGGACACUAAUGAGGAGAAAGUACGUGAAGAGACUAGAAAAUUUCUUCAAGGGGAUCAAAGAAAACGGAUUCAGGAAGAGGCCAAUAUUUUGAGUAAGGUUUUCUCUUGGGUGGAUAGUUUCUCAAAAAAGCAAUAG
Molecule: messenger RNA, 2861 nt
Organism: Ceutorhynchus assimilis (cabbage seed weevil)
Lineage: Eukaryota; Metazoa; Arthropoda; Insecta; Coleoptera; Curculionidae
Source: the annotation of a GenBank genome assembly